Molecule: messenger RNA, 1813 nt
Organism: Podarcis raffonei (Aeolian wall lizard)
Lineage: Eukaryota; Metazoa; Chordata; Lepidosauria; Squamata; Lacertidae
Gene: TRMT9B
Product: tRNA methyltransferase 9B (putative)
Exons: 4
Coding region: 85-1563 (492 amino acids)
Biological process (GO): tRNA wobble uridine modification
Cellular component (GO): cytoplasm; nucleus
Molecular function (GO): tRNA binding; S-adenosylmethionine-dependent methyltransferase activity
Source: RefSeq, a predicted model, not a curated record
GAAACGAGGCGGCUCUUCGGGACGCUCGCCAGGCAGGCAGGCAGACCGCGGCUUCUCAGCAAUGCCUCUCGCGGCUCUCUUAGGAUGCAUACGGUAGAGCGACCGAAGCGUUGUAUAAUCCCGCGCCCCCCCAUUUGGCGAUGCGCCCUCCCGACUCUCCCGCUUCGAAGAGUUGGGGUGACCGUUCCAAGCGGACUCGGGAUGGAACAUGAGGCUUCCCAGCUAGAAAAGAAACAUGUUCAUAACGUCUAUGAAAGCACAGCUGCCUAUUUCAGUGACCUGCAGGGCAAAGCGUGGCCUCGCGUCCGGCAGUUUCUCCUAGAGCAAAAGCCAGGCAGCCUCAUUGCUGAUAUAGGUUGUGGGACUGGAAAAUACCUUGGUGUCAAUAGCCAGGUGUAUAAUCUUGGAUGUGAUUACUGCGGUUCUUUGGUAGAGAUUGCAAGAAACAACGGUUGCGAAGUGAUGAUCUGUGAUAACCUUAAUCUUCCUUUCCGGGGCCAGUGCUUCAACGCAAUCAUUUCUGUGGGAGUGAUCCACCAUUUCUCCACACAACAAAGACGAAUCAAAGCAAUAAAAGAAAUGGCCAGGGUGCUGGUACCUGGAGGCCAGAUGAUGAUUUACGUGUGGGCCAUGGAACAAAAGAAUCGGCAUUUUGAGAAGCAAGAUGUGUUUGUUCCAUGGAACAAAGCCCUCUGCUCCCGGUUGCUUUCUGAACGCAGCAAGGAUGCAUGUAAGAGGGAGCUUGCAGCUCAUACCGUAACAUCUCAGACCGUGCCCCCGGACCAACUAAUGGGUUCCAACUACAGCUACCCUGUUACCCUUGACCAGAAACAUCCCCAGAGGACUGGCAGCUGCUUAGCUGAAGCCUGUUGUGUGAAAAUCUCUGAAGAGGAAGAGAAACGAGUUUACAGUGCUCUUGGGAGAUCUUUUCGUUCCUGGUUUUCCUCCAGAUCACUGGACGAGUCUGCCUUGGGGAAGCAGAAUGAGAAGAUGCAGCCUUUGAAGAGCACAGCUGGAUGGACAAACAACGCCGUCUCUGUUCAGCCAUCAAGGCACUGCAGUGUAGAUUUAGGCUGUCGAGGACCAUUGCUGAAAGAGCAGCAACUAAAUAGUUAUGAUGAAGUGUUUGUGAAGCAUAUGGCGUGCAAAAGAUUGGAAUGGCUGGCGGCCUCAAGAUCACUGAGAGAUUUCAAUGGUGAGCCACCUGCUUUAGUCCAAAGCAAAAAUGGGGAAAUGUCAUUCCUGGAUAGCUCUGUGGAAAACGUAAACAACGGCUAUAUCCCGCCAGGCAAUAGUCAUUCUUUUGCGGGCAAACACUUUAAAAGGACUUCAUCGGCGAGCUCCAGUGAGUCUAUUGUAGAUGCGGCUGUGGCUGUGGGAGACCGAGUUGCUUGUGGUCAGGAUACAAAAGCCUUCAUGCGCUAUUACCAUGUUUUUCGGGAAGGGGAGCUGUGCUCUCUACUUGAGGAUAAUGUGCCUGAGGUUCACAUAAUAAGUUCAAGCUAUGAUCAUGGUAACUGGUGCAUUAUUGUGAAGAAAGCAGGUGAACAACAGCAUGCGUAGUUCUGGAAAUCAAGGGCUUCAGAUAUUGCUUCCUGUGGAAUUUUAGAUACUCCCCCCCAUCUGAUCUCCCAUUCUGUGUGUGUGGGAACAAAUGUGUGGAUAAGGAUGUCAUUGUGAAAAAGGGUACUUGACAUUUUGCUGAAAUGCAGGCCUUCUGCAAACACCCAUCAUAGUUUUAUAUUGCUUUUAGGAAAUCUGUUUUGCGUUUUUAAGAACAUUUUAUAAAUAAAGCCUUUUGUAAGAUGAGGAA